Molecule: messenger RNA, 1983 nt
Organism: Chaetura pelagica (chimney swift)
Lineage: Eukaryota; Metazoa; Chordata; Aves; Apodiformes; Apodidae
Gene: GPR162
Product: G protein-coupled receptor 162
Biological process (GO): G protein-coupled receptor signaling pathway
Cellular component (GO): membrane
Molecular function (GO): G protein-coupled receptor activity
Source: RefSeq, a predicted model, not a curated record
AUGUUAGCCCUGUUGGCCAACUCUUGGAUUAUCCUUAGCAUCACAGCCAAGCAACAGAAACACAAGCCCCUGGAGCUGCUACUAUGCUUCCUGGCUGGGACCCACAUCCUGAUGGCAGCAGUACCCCUCACCACCUACGCCGUGGUGCAGCUGCGGCGCGAGUCCUCUGACUACGACUGGAACGAGAGCAUCUGCAAGGUCUUUGUCUCCACGUACUACACCCUGGCGCUGGCCACCUGCUUCACCGUGGCCUCCCUGUCCUACCACCGGAUGUGGAUGGUGAGGUGGCCCGUCAACUACCGGCUGAGCAACGCCAAGAAGCAGGCCCUGCACGCCGUCAUGGGCAUCUGGAUGGUGUCCUUCAUCCUCUCCACCCUGCCCUCCAUCGGCUGGCACAACAACGGGGAGCGCUACUCCGCCCGCGGCUGCCAGUUCAUCGUCAGCAAGAUAGGGCUGGGCUUCGGCGUCUGCUUCAGCCUCCUGCUGCUGGGAGGGAUCGUCAUGGGCUUGGUGUGCGUGGGUAUCACUUUCUACCAGACCCUGUGGGCGCACAGGAGGCGCCAGCAGUGCAGCCAUCAGAGGGCGGAGGAGGCGUCGUCCUGCUCUUCAGCAGCACACACCACUUUCAAUGUGCCCGCCAUCGUAGUGGAAGACGUACGAGGCAAAAGGAGGUCUUCCCUGGAUGGCUCUGAGUCAGCCAAGACGUCCUUGCAGAUGACCAACCUCAUCAGCGCUAUUGUCUUCCUGUAUGACACACUCACUGGGGUGCCUAUCUUGGUGGUGAGCUUUUUCAGCCUGCGCUAUGAUACGGCCCCCACCUGGAUGGUCCUGGCUGUGCUCUGGUGCUCCAUGGUGCAGACUCUGCUGCUCCCCUCCUUCAUCUGGUCCUGUGAGCGCUACCGAGCGGAUCUCCGCACCGUGUGGGAGCAGUGUGUGGCUAUCAUGUCUGAGGAGGACGGAGAUGAUGAUGGUGUGUGCGAUGAUUAUGGUGAUGGCAGGAUCUGCAAGGUGAGGUUUGAUGCGAACGGUGCUGCAGCCGUGAAGCGGGACUCCCGGGACAUCAAGCUGCUACCCAUGCACCACAUGCUGUUGCCCCAGGACAAGGUGCACUACCUGCAGGUCCCCAUCUCCCGCAGGAUGUCGCACGACGAGACCAAUAUCUUCUCUGCCCACCGCUCCGCUCCAUCCUUCCUACACAAGUGGUCUUCAUCCGAUGACAUCCGCAUUUCCACCCCCCACAAGCCUGGAGGCCCCAGCUUCUUGCUUCCUCAACUGCAUGACUACCAGCACGCGAGCUUUUUCAGCCUGCGCUAUGAUACGGCCCCCACCUGGAUGGUCCUGGCUGUGCUCUGGUGCUCCAUGGUGCAGACUCUGCUGCUCCCCUCCUUCAUCUGGUCCUGUGAGCGCUACCGAGCGGAUCUCCGCACCGUGUGGGAGCAGUGUGUGGCUAUCAUGUCUGAGGAGGACGGAGAUGAUGAUGGUGUGUGCGAUGAUUAUGGUGAUGGCAGGAUCUGCAAGGUGAGGUUUGAUGCGAACGGUGCUGCAGCCGUGAAGCGGGACUCCCGGGACAUCAAGCUGCUACCCAUGCACCACAUGCUGUUGCCCCAGGACAAGGUGCACUACCUGCAGGUCCCCAUCUCCCGCAGGAUGUCGCACGACGAGACCAAUAUCUUCUCUGCCCACCGCUCCGCUCCAUCCUUCCUACACAAGUGGUCUUCAUCCGAUGACAUCCGCAUUUCCACCCCCCACAAGCCUGGAGGCCCCAGCUUCUUGCUUCCUCAACUGCAUGACUACCAGCACCGCCGGCGGCCCCCAGAAGACGAGCUGACCACCCUAAGCCGGGAGGAGGAGAACGCCGACCGGCCGCGGCGCUGCUCCCUGGCUGGCAGCGAAGCCUGGCACCUGCCGGAUGGAGAGCAGGUGCUGUGCGAAAGGACCCUUGAGGCCUGCGAGGCACAGACCUUCCAGGAUCCCAAACUAUGA